Messenger RNA from Cucumis melo (muskmelon), 1700 nucleotides. Its product is annotated as pathogenesis-related thaumatin-like protein 3.5. NCBI's taxonomy places the organism in Eukaryota, Viridiplantae, Streptophyta, Magnoliopsida, Cucurbitales, Cucurbitaceae. Gene Ontology annotation, biological process: defense response. The record is from RefSeq and is a predicted model, not a curated record. The transcript has 2 exons. Gene Ontology annotation, cellular component: extracellular region. The coding region runs from base 110 to 817 and encodes 235 amino acids.
UCCUCAUGUGAUAAGUUGUUGAGUUUCUUCUGGGUCAGAAAGUUGUGUCUGUUUGGCCUUCUUUAAAACCAAUAUUCAUAAUCCAACGUUCCCAUUUUUUCCUGCUCUCAUGGAGUUAUUCUUGUUUGUCAUUCUUCCUUUCUGCUUUUUCUUAGGCAAUGAUGCUGCAGUUUUCACUUUGGAGAAUAAAUGUAAUGACAUAAUAUGGCCAGGAAUCCAACCAGGAGCUGGGAGGCCUCAAUUGAUGAAUGGUGGAUUUCAGCUUAAGCCUGGCGAGACCGUUACGAUCAAUGCGCCUACAGGAUGGUCAGGACGAUUCUGGGGUCGACGUGGAUGUUCCUUUGAUGUCUCUGGCAAAGGAACUUGCGAAACUGGUGACUGUGGUGGCGUACUCGAAUGUGUAGGGGCAGGCGGUGUCCCGCCUGCCACACUUGCGGAGUUCACCUUAGACAGUCCUUUAGAUUUUUAUGAUGUUAGCCUUGUUGAUGGCUAUAACAUUCCGAUUUCGAUUGCUCCGUCUGGUGGAUCGAGUACUUGCCAAACAGUGAAAUGCCUGACAGAUUUGAAUCAGCAUUGCCCUGAUGGUUUGGAGAUGAAGAAGAAUGAUACGGUCAUUGCUUGUCAGAGUGCAUGCUUGGCUUUCGACAAGCCAGAGUAUUGCUGCACGGGGGCAUACAGUACCCCGAAGACGUGUAAGCCGACAGUUUAUUCGAAAGCAUUCAAGUUAGCUUGUCCAAUGGCUUAUAGUUAUGCAUAUGAUGAUGCAAGCAGCACAUUUACAUGCCAGAAAGCAAACUAUUCAAUUGGAUUUUGUUGAGUGAAUGAUCCAUGAUUUGGAUCUUACAUUGAACUUUUUUAACUUACAACAGUUUCUAUUACACAGACAAUUUCCUAAAAUCCUAUAACUUUUAAACAAAGUAGACAACGUUGCAUUGUUCUUUCUUGUAUCUUCAUGUUCCUUAGAGCUUCAAAGAUAGGUGUUGCCUGCUUUCUGUACAGAUCAAAAUCAAACUAAAAGAUAGGUGUUGCUUUCUUUCUGGCUUCUUGUUAUUGACUCGAGCAUGAGCAAGUGCAUUUCGCUUUCGUAUCUGUGAGAGUCUGCAUGAAAAGAAAAGUGUUUCUUGUGAGUAAAAGGUAUUGGCUGGAUCUUCAUGUGAUUUUAUGAACUUUAGGUUGCUUUUGGAGGUUACCUUGACCUGUCUCUGCAGCCCUUUAAUGUAUUCAACGGCCAACUCUAACAUAUCGGCUGUGCUUGUCUGCUGCAAAGGAAGAUUGACCAAUCGAACUAUUUUAGUCUUGAAACAUUGUAAACUAUACGACAUAAACAAGAUUUAUUACUUAGGCUCAGGAUAAUUACCUUGUCCAUGUCAGGAAACAGCUCUUGCAGUUUCUUCAUUCUCUCACUAAUCCGUGUUCUUCUCAUCUGAUAAUUUGAGCAUUAGGAGAUUAAAAAUUUGAUGAGUUUACAUUAGAGUUAAAUCAGUUAAGGACAAUGAGAGGUUGAUUAAAAGAAGAGAGGAUCUACCCGCUCUGCAAUGCUUCGCGGGUGUGUGGCACAUCCUCUUUUUGCUCGAAUUUGAUGAGGAACAGGCUCUUGAAAUCUCAAAUAUUUCUCUACCGGAUCCUUAUUGAAACUUAUAGGUAAACUCAAAUGAUGAGCCAAUCCACGAAUGUUAUUUCCAGAAUCAGCAUUCUGCUGA